UGCAAUAAUAUAAAGCAUGUUCAUAUUUUAGUUUCCUUAUUCUUGAUGCAAUCAUCUAUGAGCUGACCAUCUGGUAAAAUUAUAUAUCCAACAUUUUAUCCUCCUUGAUAAACCCUUAUGCAUGCACUUCCUAUUUAUAAGAUAGCAUCCACUUAUCUCUUUUUUCCCUAUUCUGUAUUAGUUCAAAACUGAAAACAAAAGAUUAUUCCCUGGAAAGUAAACACUGAUGUUUCAUAUGAAGAUUGUACGUUGGUCACAAGAACAAUCAUUUUUCUUUUUUUGGAAUUUACAUCGAAUAGUUAAUUGUCUCAAUUUUGGUUAUUAAGAUUAAUAUCCAUAGCUUUAAUCACGCGGCAACUGAUUCAUGAUAUAUGAUUGUAUUAUCUAUCAAACAGAAACAAAUGGUGACGUGAAUCAAUGUGGUGAAAGAACUCCAGCUGUUCGUAUCUGCAAACACUCGGAAGUAACUAUGGAUACUCAAGUUUUUAUAGAAACUGCCGAUGUACCUCCACGUCAGAGAAAUAUAUGUAAAUGCAAUGUAAUACCAGCAUUUUUGAACAGCAGCGUUUCAUUAAACUUCCGGAAAUAUUCGCCGGAAAGUAAAAACGUUUAUUUCAAAUUACACGACAUCGUGUUGAACAAAACAGAAGAACGUGCUAACUCAACUUUUACUAAAGACAAUGAGCUGGUUUUGGAAACAGGAUCUGAUUUCAACACAAAGGAUGUUUGUCUUAUUAUAUCUACAGAUGAUGAAUCAACAUUUAAUAUAUCCUGUGAAGAGUCACAAGGGGCUGUUUCACAAUCCACGGUUCCAGAGAUUACGAUAAGUGAACUUAAAACAAGUACAAAUUCAACAUUAGAAAAUAGCAGUGAUGUAGAUAAUUGUACUAUUGGUAUGAUGCGAAUGGCUUUUAUAAAAUUUCUAUAUCUCUCUCUAAUUUUGUUAUGAUAAAUAUGAAACUUAAAUAGAUUAUCAAUUACGGUCUGAAUUCAGAUUUUUAAAAUAUAAAGAUUCACGAGUUCACUAGGA
Molecule: messenger RNA, 1030 nt
Organism: Ruditapes philippinarum (Manila clam)
Lineage: Eukaryota; Metazoa; Mollusca; Bivalvia; Venerida; Veneridae
Exons: 3
Coding region: 365-949 (194 amino acids)
Source: RefSeq, a predicted model, not a curated record